UCUGAUAUUGUCUGAAAUAAUCUAAGAAUUUAAUAUACUUGGUAAUUGUUUUUGAUAUUAGUAUUCAAGUAGUAAUAUGUAUUUAUCCCAUGUUUUUAUACACAGCCUUUACCAGCUGAUUGUCGACUACACAGAUGGAAAUAUACCAACUACUCCCCCUCAAAAUACCGACCUAGGACAGAGUUCUGCUAAGAAGAGAUUACCUUCUUCGCAUACUGGGGCAGAAAACAUCAAAGAAAAGUUGCAAUUGUCCGGCAAGGACGACAAAGAAGAAACGGUUGUUGAGUUGGGAACCACCAAUGGCAGCCGCAUGGAUCUACUGAAGAAUGUUGAGCAGAAGAGUAAGAAGAUUCGAUCGGAUUUAGUGGUUGAGGUUUCACCGAGUAAUGAAGAUAUCUCUGUCAUCAGCGUUUCACCCAAACGUGACAUUGAUGAUUCAAGGCCUCCAUCAGAUGAUGACUUAGCUCUUCCUCCCAAGAGUACCUCCGAGAUUCAACUACGGAGCCAUGUUGGUCAUUUAUCUGGAGCUGCAGGUCUAAGAGAAAAAAAUACAUUAAAUGGACAAAUAGAAAAUUCUACUGAAAAGUAUCCUCACCUGAAGCCUGCAGUUGGAGUGAAAGAUUCUGUUCCUAAAAAAACAGGAGCAAUGAAGAAUUUUCAAAGAUUCAAAUCAGCAGACCUAGACUUAGAAAGGACUUCUGAGGAAGAGGAAGAAAGACGUGAUGGAAGGGAAAAUAGCCACUCACAGGUCAAAGAGCAGAUGAAUUCUCUGGAUGGCCUCGAUGACUUACCUCGGUCACCGGGGACAGCUUCCGAGGAUUGCGAGUCGCUUUCCCCUAAUUAUAAGAACACCCUGAGGCUAAUCGAGCGACUUAGCCCGGAGAGUAAAGAUUCUGAUAAGUUAUUGAAAAUUCAGGAUCCAGUUGAUUCAUUCCGAUCAAUAGAACUUAAAGAAUCUGACUGCACACAACUUAGAGGAGAACUUAAAGAAAUGGAAAAGAAGGUGAACUGGCUACACACAGAGCUGCUGAAAACAAGAGAAGCAAAAUCACAGUUAAAACUUCAAAAUAUGGAGUGGGAACGAGAGCUCCGCCACAUGAGAUUCACAUUAGAACAAGAAACAAAGAAGAAGAAAAAUGCUUAUACAUUAUAUGAAAAACCUGAGGAUGAUUUAAAAAGAAAAGAGAAACAAGACAGUGAGCAAGUUUUCCUGAAGCAACAGAUUGAAAGCACUGCCCGAGCACUAGAAUGCAAACCGAAGGGCGUAAGGAGUAAACCAAAUCAGGUUUUAGAAGAGCGAAAUGACGCUGAGAGACAACGUUCUCGAGUGCAGAAUGCCAGAGUAAUACAAGAUGACAUCCUGGCCCAUCAUCUUUCCCAACAAAAGGAGGCAGAAAAGGCUAAUAAGGAAAUGAAUGCUGAGGACACGAUGGAUUUUAAGCUGUCUGACCCAAAAGAUAGCAGCGAGGUGCUUCCUCAGCAACUUCCUGAAGCUGAACGUCAAUUCCGUGGCCCAGAAAUUGAGCUCCAUCCCAGGAAAGAUGCUCUUAGACCAACGACGUUGUUAUUAGAAUGCGUGCAUAGAGACCGAGGCCAAGCCCAGCGUUCAAACAAAGAAACUGAACCCUUGUCUCAGAGCAAACAAGGGGAAUUCAGCAAAUACACUGGAAAGCAGGCGUUCUUGAAGGAGACAAUAUGUAAACUACAAAGUGAAAACACGUUGCUUCGACAGCUACUGGAAGUUGCUCAAAAUGAAGGCAGAAGCGAAAAGACAAUACUUAAUGCCCCACAGCUGUUUCUGGAUCACAUGGGAAAACUUGAAGCCAUGAGCAGACGAGUCCUGAUGCUGGAGGAAGGAAACAAGGAGUUAAUCGAUGAAUGCAGAUGUUUAAAGCACAGACUGUGUCAGUAUGAAACAGACAGAGCAGAAAUGGAAGCCCAUAUGAGACAGCUUCAACAAGAACUGACUGACACCCGAAAGAAAGUGUCGAUGUUGGAAGCGUCCCUGGAGGUGACAGCACAUCAUAAGUCUAAUUCAGAAAACAAGAGACGGGAUGGAGAGAGGAAGUCACAUCAAACUGCGAAUCCAAAUGCUGAUCUUCCAGCAAAAGAGGAGUCUACAUCUUCAGUAGUUCUCCAUCUGAGUGCAGAAACUCAGCUUCUUCUAAAGGAGUUGUUACCUGUGAAAGAGAUGCAAAGGAAAUGUGAAGCACUAGAGGAGGAGAAGAAGAAGUUGGAGGAAGAAGCAGUAAAUCUGAGACGUCACCUCGAAAUGAACCCAGUGGAACGCAGCCAAGUGGAGCAUUACAAACGGGAGCCUGGAGAGCAAGCAAGACGGGAUGCAGUAGAAGCACUGAAAGAGCUCAGGCGGGCUGUGCAGCACGGACAGGAAACUGAAGAACAAGCAAGACAUGAUGUAGUAGAGAAACUAAAAGAAAUCAGCCAGUUUUUACAGGCACAAGCAGGAUUUCAAGAAAACGUGUUGACAGAGUAUAAGCGUGCUUCAGUUAGUCAAACGGAACCCAGAGUUAAAGAUCUGGAGCCUGAACUUAAAAGUGAUUGUAAUGAAAACAAAUUGGAAAAAUACAAACAACUAUACCUGCAAGAGCUAGAAAAUAGAAAGUCUUUGGCAAGUGAACUUACCUCGGUUAAUGAGAGGCUGGCCGAGGUGAGCACUAAGCUUCUGCUGGAGAGACAGCACAAGAGCUCUUUCCCUGGCUUUGUUCCUGCAAGGCCUGUUGGCGCACCACCUUCUGCUGCAGGUACUAGCGUGGAGGCCAAAAGGAGUCCUACUCGAAGAAGGCGCUUCAGGACUUUUUCCGACCCUUCAACUAACUUGAGCGUUCCCUUGUUCCGGAUGCGGAAGUAGUUGGAGAAUAAUACAGAUAAAGAAUUAAAAGAAGCUACUACUGAACUUGGAUCUAAGUCCUAGAGACUCUCUCACAGCCUUGAUGGACGAAUCAAGUCUAAGUCCAGAUCUGGUUUCGAAAGCACGUGAAGAAUAUGUGGAGAUUUUGAAGAAUAAUUAUAUGAUGUGCAAGAUAAAUAGUAAACAUUUACCUGCUGGGCUGUUUGCUUAACAUUUUAUUUACUUUCCAUUAUGUAAGAUACUGACCCUGUUUAUUAAGGGAAAAUACUCUUGCAUUCUAUGGGCAUGAUUAAAAUUGAUGUAGUAUUUUAAA
Messenger RNA from Camelus dromedarius (Arabian camel), 3182 nucleotides. RefSeq names its product ankyrin repeat domain-containing protein 26-like. Lineage: Eukaryota; Metazoa; Chordata; Mammalia; Artiodactyla; Camelidae. The transcript is spliced from 19 exons. The record is from RefSeq and is a predicted model, not a curated record. The coding region runs from base 77 to 2869 and encodes 930 amino acids.